Molecule: messenger RNA, 4039 nt
Organism: Notodromas monacha
Lineage: Eukaryota; Metazoa; Arthropoda; Ostracoda; Podocopida; Cyprididae
Source: the annotation of a GenBank genome assembly
AUGGAAAGGGGCGUCCGACUCCUUGUUUCUUUUCUGAAAUCGCCAUUCAAUCCCGGGACGGAAUCCGUGGUCGUGCGAUACGCACCUGGAUUCGGCCCGGUGACGAGUUGGAUUUUCCAGGUGCGCAAGGCCUUCGGAUUCCGCAGGGUCCGCCAGCGGCAAAAUCGACUUCUACCAUCCAACAUGGUAGUACUGUCUUCUCAGACGGCGCAUCCCGGGCUUGGAGAUAUAUUGACAACAAAAUUAGGCCUGAGUGGGUGCAGUCGACUCGGUUCAAGCACGAACGCAUAUCGUAACGGGAGUAGCGGAGCAAUCGGUGGAAACGCCUUUAGCGAGUUUGAUCAGUUCUACAGCUGCACAACUAGUCCACAAGAGGCAGAAUCAGCAUUCAAUUGCUGGGACAACGUCGACGUGAACCAAAACGACACCAUCAGCGACUUGAACUAUUUGGAGUGCCUGCUCGGCGAAUUCUCCGCCAUGGGAGAUAUGAAACCGCAGCAGAGCAGCGCAGACUUGACGAUGACGAGUUGCACCAUGAGCACGACAUAUUCGAACAUGGACACCGGGUUCGGAAUGGAGCCCGAGCAGCAAACCGCUAGAGAAGCCUCGCUGCCGAGCUUCCAACAAAUGUACCAGACUGACUACUUGGCAGCGACCAUUCCACAACAGCAGCAACAACAAGAGUUUCUGCGGGGAAACGAACUGUGUCAAUCGGAACAGUUCCAGGGAUUCAAGCAGGAGCCGAAUGACGCCUUCUCCGCCGCGUGUGCAAUGUCGCUGCAAGACUCUUCGUCGUACGGAACGGAAAAUUCCGCGUUCGCUGCAGCCGCCCAACCUGUGCAGGACUUCCAGCAGUUUGACCCCGGAUUGCAAUUCUCUUGCGACCCGUUCCAAGCAUCUACGUCGACCCAGGAUGGCGGGCAUUCGCAGCUCGUCGGUUUCACUGGACCGAAGACGUUUCAGUCUCAGUUCCAACCGACGACCUCGCACGCUCCUGCAAGGAUCAUGCAUCAAGACCCCAAGCUCGAACACGGCGUGGAGCAGAUGAGCCUGCCAUCAACGUCCGGAUACUCGACCAUGCAUCAUCUGCGGUUCUCGGGACAGCAGAUGCAGGCUUCUCCGCAGGAGGCAGUUCCACUCCCGGCGUAUUCUCGCUCCACUGCGAUGAGGAAGCGACAGCUUGCCAUGACCCACAGUACUUCAGUCGACUCCGGAAUGAGCAUUUUUCCAAGCAGUCCAAGCCCAUGCUCAAGCAUGUCUCCAUCAUCAUCGAGAUCUUCUCCGAUCUACGGAAUGUGCCGUAGUGUUCCUCCGAUGACUUUCGCUUCGUCAGAAAUCGGCAUGGGACCCAGGGUUAGUGGAAGCCCCACCAAGGCUCCAUUGUCUCCAAGUCAACUUUGCGCUGUUUGUGGAGAUAGUGCUGCCUGUCAGCACUACGGAGUCAGGACAUGCGAAGGAUGCAAAGGUUUUUUCAAGAGAACUGUACAGAAAGGCUCGAAAUACGUUUGCUUGGGAGACAAGAAUUGCCCCGUGGACAAACGAAGACGCAACAGGUGCCAAUUCUGCAGGUUCCAGAAAUGCCUCGCAGUGGGGAUGGUCAAGGAGGUCGUGAGAACGGAUUCAUUGAAAGGAAGACGCGGGAGGCUUCCUUCAAAACCAAAGACUUCUCAGGAAAAUCCAGCUUCUCCCCCAGUUACGCUUAUAACUGCUCUGGUUCGAGCUCAUUUAGAUACGAACCCCGACGUUACCAAUCUGGAUUACUCAGAGGUGAGCACGGUGACCUUAUUCAACGAACUCUUGUACGAAGAGCCUGGACAAGGAACUAUGAAUGAGGCAGACAGAACUCAGCAGUUCUUCAACUUGAUCACGUCCUCCGUGGAAGCCGGGCGAGGCUUCGCUGAAAGAAUUCCAGGUUUCACUGAUCUUGCGAAAGAAGAUCAGGACCUUUUAUUCCAAUCCGCAAGUCUGGAACUGCUUGUGCUACGCUUGGCAAAUAGAAACAGACUCCAAGAGUCCAACCAAGUUACGUUUUGCAACGGGAAAGUGUUGAAUAAGCAGCAAUGCGAGAGCACAUUCGCGGAGUGGAUGAAUGGCAUCACCGAGUUAUCGUUAAGUAUUCAAAACAUGGACCUGGAUUUGUCAGCGUUCGCUUGUCUUUGCGCACUGACGAUUUUGUCAGAGCGUCAUGGGUUGCGUGAGCCUGGUAGAGUCGAGCAACUUCAAAUGAAAGUCGUCAACUCACUGCGGGAUCACGUUGUGUACAACGCAGAAGCUCGCAACAAACCGCAUUACUUUUCCAAGAUCUUGGGGAAGUUGCCGGAGUUGCGGUCGCUCUGCGCGCAGGGCUUGCAGCGAAUUUUCUGUUUGAAACUGGAGGGCAUUCUACCAGCACCACCGUUCAUUGAAGCCCUUUUCGCUACUAGCCUCCCAUUUUGAGUCAUCGUUACAUGAUCGCUUGAUUUGCACUAGUCUCCACGCAUGCCCCCCCCUCCCCCAUUUGCUUUUCCCGCUGUUGUUCAGCAGUUCGCUUUCUGCACCAGUGUUCUCUGAUGGUGCGUCGCUGCUUUUAAACCGGAGUAUUUUUGAAGUGAGGGAGGCAGUAUGGUCUGGAGGAUAGAUAUGCUUAUAACCGAUCCACGGACAGGACUCGAAUCCUGAAGCACAAUCCUCAAGGAUGAAAGGAAAUUUUAUUUAUUGGAUAAGUGAGAAGCCUUCCUUCUCUGCUGCAAGUGUUGGCUCAGUAUUUUCAACGUUUUCGUGUUACCCUUCAGCUUCCUGCGAUUACUAAUGUAUGGGGUGCAAUGUGAGUGAAUUUGUUUCGAACGGUUCCGGUUGAAAAAAAAAAGGGCUGGGAACGCAUUCCAGAAUUGAAACAGUUUCUGCUGAGAUACCUGCGUGAUCAUGCACCCUUUAAAGACAAAGACAAUGUUUUGGAAUUAAUUUUGGCUGAGCUUGAUCGGUAAACAGAGGAGCAUAUCUGAGGGUGACGGUUGGGAGCUGUGUCUGAGAGGUCAGAGCAUAGAUGAUUUAAUUUGAGGAGUGUUGGAAGCAAGGGACGGUAAAUUGGGACCCCAUGUGCAAGUGCGUAUUUUUGGUGUAUUUUUGAUGUUCGUUAAUGUUGUUCCACCAUUCCAUGGUGUUUUCCCCAGAGACAUUUAUGCAUGCUUUUGCAUUUGCGAUUUCUUGCAUUGUUGUGUGUCUUUCCGUAUCGUAAACGCAUACAGUGUAGCACACCUUGUGCGCGUUUUUGAAAAUUGUUCUACUUUUUGGACCGUUCUCACUUCUCGUGCAUUGUGCUCCUGCACGCAGUUCGAUUUCCAAAAAUUAUUUUGUUCAAAGUCUUGUUUCCCACACUCUGUAAUGCUGGUUCAAGUCGGAAAAAGUGGAAAAAAACGAUUUGGGAAGUUCACGAGCUGGUACUUCUUGGCAAGGAUGUUGAUGGACACCCUCAGCGCACAACAGUUCCGUGCUUCAGAUUUCACUGAUAUCAUAAAAGGCUGUGUGCCAAAGCUUUACCCGGAACUGGACAAUAAAAUUUGCAGGAUUCCGAAAAAAAUGCUUCGAAGUUGGGCUAGAAUUAACAAAGCAGCUGUUCAGAAAUUUGUCCUUGUAUACUGACGCCUUCCUAUGGUGCAAAAGAGAGAGAAUCCGUGUUAGUUUUAAAAUCAAAUUAACCCCCCCCCCCCCCCCGCGAAAUGCUUUCCAGAUACAAACAUACAGUACUUAGAAUGUUGGUGUUUCGAGACAAAAUUUACCAUUUGGCUUAUGAAUUUCUUUCGACCUACCCUAUGACAUUUACGUUUUUAAAAUUGAACGCAUCUUUGAAAAUCACAUAGGAAUUACCCCACAGACGAGCUGACGAAGCAAAUACGUCAGUCCUCACUUUGAUGAUCUGGCGGAGCUUUUUUUCUUUUACAUGCAGGGCCAAUGAAAUCACGUUUGAAUUCUAAAUGUGCUUCUCUGAUUUAUCUGCUCUUCGGGAAUACGUUGUGCAUGAAUCUCGAUCGUGUUAAUAAAACUUCGAAAAUCUGAAAAGAAA